CUUGUGCUGAUGGUCUGUUUACAUAAACUACCGCUGACAGUGGGUUUUAGAACUACUGGAGUGUGACCUGCACAGAGAUGUUACUUCAUUCUUGGAAAAGUUAUUCACCAUGGACAACCUAUGCGACAGUGUGUGUCAAUGUUCUAAUACUAUGGAUUAUGUUGAGUGUGUGGAGGUGAGGAUGUGUAGCGAUGUCCCGCCUGUCGUAAGACAGAGUAUCACAUCGGGAAACUGUGUGUUGGGAGUUAUUGGGGUCGCUACUACAGAGCCUGGGGUUCUUUAUCGAGGUGAUAGUCAGCAGGAAGCUACAUCCUGGCUCGCACCCGUCAUUGCUACAGCGACUGUCAUCUCCCUUAUACUGAUGGCCAUGGUAAUUCUGCUACUCGUGAGGAGGUUUGGGUGUGUGUGUAGGAGCAGGCUGAAUGCCCCGUGGACUAGAGGUCGCAGGGGUCAAAGACAGACGGUUGUAGUAGACGGGGAAGUUGAGUUUUCUCUCACCCCCGCCCAGAGGCAAGCAAUCGCAGACAGCGUGGGGUUUGAGAUAGGUAGUGAAAGCGAUGAAGAGGAGUCACAUUUUGAUGCCUCAACUCUGUGAGACGAUGUCAUGCCCACAACUCAAGCCAAAUACCUCAAGUCAACAGGACCGUCCAACAAUCUCUUUUUUACACGGACUAUUUACAUAAGGCCAUAUAUAUACUCUGUACAUAUUGAUGCUGAUGCCAUCCUUAGUUAAAUCUUGUAAAUAGUGUUAUGGGC
Owenia fusiformis is the source of this 756-nucleotide messenger RNA. NCBI's taxonomy places the organism in Eukaryota, Metazoa, Annelida, Polychaeta, Sabellida, Oweniidae. The record is from the annotation of a GenBank genome assembly.